CACUGCAUAGACAAUCUGCUCGCCUAGGAAAGGGUUCACAACUUCUAGCCUCUAACGAUGGCGGUUGUAAGUGUAGCAGCGUGGCUCGCGCCUAUGAACCUGGCUAUCGUGGCUCUAGCCCUGUUUGUUGGCUACUUGCUACUGAGACCAAACCGCUGGCGAGGUAACCCACCGCCCGGCCCCAGCGGGUGGCCCGUCGUCGGCAGCAUGUUCGAACUCGGCAAACGACCGGAGAUAUUUUUCAACAAGAUGUCGGAGCGAUACGGAAAUAUAUUCAGCUUAAACUUGGGCCUUAGGCGCGUAGUUGUUGUCAACAGCUGCGAGACGUGGGCAGAGGCUAUCGUAGAGAAGGGGCACAUCUUUGCCGACCGGCCCGACCUUUUAUCUUUCAAGCUACAACAAGAUGGGGACCAAAGUCUCGGUGUGGCAUUCACAAGAGCUUCGGAAAUGCAACGCAAGAAAAUCAAAUUCGUUCGUGCGGCUUUGAAUCCGGUCAUCCCUGAAGUCGCCGAGAGGUUUAACACGAUUAUAGCGAGUGAAGUCGCGUUGCUAAUGCAGGACAUGCGCCGUGUCAUGAUGUACAUUUUUACUUUAAGGUUGGAGCUAGGAUCAUGUCUGCUUGUGGACUGGUUCCCAUCGCUUGCCUACAUUGACAGCGCUGAAGUCAAAGAAUUAAAAAGACUCGUACAAACGAUUGUGGGCUGGCAUAUGAAAAUAGUAAAGGAACACCGGCAGACGUUGAUCGAGUCCAGUCCGCGCGAUUUUCUCGACCACCUACUAAUCCAGCAGCAGAAGGGCAAGCUGAUGGUGUCCGACACCGAUAUCUGCUGUGUGUUAGAUGAUCUACAGAGCGCCGGGUUUGACACCGUCACUGCCAACACCAACUGGGGCAUUCAGCUGCUUGUGCAGAAUCCAGACGUGCAGAAGAAGCUGCAGGCUGAGAUCGACGAGGUCGUCGGCACGGCCAGGGCCUGCUGCCUAAGGCCGCCCUCACCUAUUGUACACUACCUGAACCACAUGGAAACGAAGGCGAUUCGACGUCGGUUAGAGAUAUAA
Messenger RNA from Priapulus caudatus, 1056 nucleotides. RefSeq names its product cytochrome P450 1A1-like. The coding region runs from base 58 to 1056 and encodes 332 amino acids. The transcript is spliced from 3 exons. NCBI's taxonomy places the organism in Eukaryota, Metazoa, Priapulida, Priapulimorpha, Priapulimorphida, Priapulidae. Gene Ontology annotation, molecular function: oxidoreductase activity, acting on paired donors, with incorporation or reduction of molecular oxygen; heme binding; iron ion binding. The record is from RefSeq and is a predicted model, not a curated record.